Molecule: messenger RNA, 1619 nt
Organism: Lycium barbarum (goji berry)
Lineage: Eukaryota; Viridiplantae; Streptophyta; Magnoliopsida; Solanales; Solanaceae
Exons: 2
Coding region: 157-1578 (473 amino acids)
Molecular function (GO): glycosyltransferase activity
Source: RefSeq, a predicted model, not a curated record
UUAGGAAUUGCUAAUUACUACCUAUGUUAUAUGUCAGCUGGUUAUAAUAUAGAUUAACUUCUAAUCUUGACACAUGAUUUACUCCUAAAAACCAGAGAAAUAGUCUUUUGAUGCUUCUCUUUGCCGGUUAAGAAGAUUCCUAUCAAGCAAAACUCAAUGAAAAUGGAACAUCAUCUCAAGUCAUGCACUCGAAGCACGAAGAAAUGUUUAACCUUAAAAUUCAUCAGCAUCUUCUUUUUCUCCUUAUUUCUAGUUGUCAUCCUUUUCCAUAUCCAGUAUUCAUCACCUUUUGAUUUCUCCUUGUCAGCAAGGUCCCAAAGGCGGGCUUUUCUUUCCCAAGAGGAUAACUCCAAUGUCAUCGAAACCAUGACUGCGAAACUCAAAGAUUCUGUCACUUUCCUCCCCCUCCAGGACCUUAGAUUUAGAGAAACAGCCACGAAAGGCAACACAUGGUUUAUGAGCUCUUUGAACGACACACACGAGGAAAAUGAAGCAGAACACUUGUAUUUCCCUUCUAAGGCAUCUAAAGGACGGCUUCUUUGCUUUAAGGGACGGGAUACUAAGGAUGGCACAAAGAAUUCAUAUGCUUUGGCAUGGCGAGAAAGUCUUCCAGAUUCUGCUAUUCUACUGGAAGGCCUAACAUUUGUAUCCUACACGUAUUACGACCACAAAAAUCUGUGGCAUGGAUUAUGUGCAGUGGCUCCUUUCGUAAGAUGGUCAAUGAAAAACGAGUGUUUGAAGCCAGCAAGAUGGGUGCUAUUCCACUGGGGAGAACUGAGAUUAAGAAUGGGAUCUUGGGUGCAAGAACUUAUGCAAGCUAAUUUCGGUGAAGUUAAGGUGGAAGGAUUUGAUGGAGGAGAUGUACCUUACUGUUUUGAGAAAGCGAUUGUGGUGAGGCAUGAGAUAAGUCAAAUGGGGCAGGAGAACAAGCUGAAGAUGUUCGACCUGUUGCGCUGCAAGGCUAGGAGUUACUGUGGCCUUAAUCCUGCAGGCAAAGGUAGAGAGAUGAAUGAAAGAGGAUUUCCAAUAAUAAGACUUACUCUGCUUAUGAGAAGAGGUUCCCGGUCGUUCAAGAAUGCAACUGCUGUGACAGAUGUAUUUGCAAAGGAAUGUGCCCAAGUCGAAGGCUGCAUUCUGCACGUAGUUCAGUCAGGAGAUCUAUCUUUCUGCGACCAGGUGAACGUGCUGACCAACACUGACAUAGUCGCGUCUCCGUGUGGAGCACAGUUAACGAAUAUGCUCUUCAUGGAUCGCGAGAGCAGUGUGAUGGAAUUCUACCCAAAAGGAUGGUUAGAGUAUGCUGGCUCAGGCCAAUAUGCUUACCACUGGAUGGCUAAUCAAUCAGGGAUGAAACAUCAGGGUGCAUGGUGGGAUCCAUUUGGCGAGGAGUGCCCAUCCCCGCAGGAUCGGUGGAAGUGCUUUUCUUUUCAUAAAGAUGGCAUGGUUGGACACAACGAGACCUAUUUUGCAGAAUGGGCUAGAAGAGUCAUCGAUCAAGUUAGGCUAAUUAAGCUGGAGCAAGGCUCUGCAGAUCAAAUAAACAAGCAAAAACAUGAUUCAAAAGCAUGUGUAUGCUAGCCUACUGCUGAAGUAUUAAAUAGCACCAUCAAUGGUUAGAC